Nymphaea colorata (pocket water lily) is the source of this 1333-nucleotide messenger RNA. RefSeq names its product LOB domain-containing protein 40-like. The transcript is spliced from 2 exons. The record is from RefSeq and is a predicted model, not a curated record. Gene Ontology annotation, biological process: regulation of gene expression. The coding region runs from base 199 to 1056 and encodes 285 amino acids. NCBI's taxonomy places the organism in Eukaryota, Viridiplantae, Streptophyta, Magnoliopsida, Nymphaeales, Nymphaeaceae.
CCUUGCAAAACCUGCGGGCAAUUCCACUUAAAUACCCACCCCCUUCCUCCUCUCCUCACCAACUGAACGUCCCCUUCUUCUCUCCCAACGAGUCCCCAGAGCAAACCCACCUCUAUUCUUUCUUCCUUCCGUCAUUUCUUCUCUUCUUCUACCGCCAAGCAUCAGCGACAGACAAGUCAAGCAUCAGAAGCAGCGGCCAUGAGGAUGAGUUGUAAUGGAUGCAGGGUUCUCCGCAAGGGUUGUAGCGAGAACUGCAGCAUAAGACCCUGUCUUCAAUGGAUCAAGAGCCCCGAGUCCCAGGCCAACGCCACCGUCUUCCUAGCCAAGUUCUACGGCCGCGCCGGGCUCAUGAACCUCAUUAAUGCCGGCCCCGACCACCUCCGUCCUGCCAUCUUCAGGUCUCUCCUGUACGAAGCCUGCGGCAGAAUCGUCAACCCGAUUUACGGUUCCGUGGGCCUUCUCUGGUCCGGCAGCUGGCAGCUCUGCCAGGCGGCGGUGGAGGCCGUCCUCAAGGGAGCCCCCAUCGUUCAGAUCUCCUCCGAGGCCGCGGCCACCGCCAACCCCGCCCCGCUCCACAAGGCCUACGACAUCCGGCACGUCGCCCGGGAAGACAACUCCGGCGCCUGCGCCGAGCUCCACAAGAUCAGGAACCGGAACCGGUUCAAGCGCUCCGGGAAGCCCAAGGCCAAGGCCGACUCGCCGGAUUCCGUCCCCGAGACGCUGAACGACGGGCCCGAGGUCUGCAACCUCCGGUGGCGCAGGUGCUACCCGGACGACUACAAGUCAAGCGAGUCGUCCAGCCACUCCGAGCAGAACGCCGAGGCCGACACAGACAGCAUGCUGUCCAACGAGACGGUCGAGGCCUCCCUGUUGGACCACGCCGAAGCAGCCCCAGCGGCGAAGCACGACUCGGACGAUGACUCGGAUAACGACUUGAGGCUGGAACUCACGCUCGGCUUCGAACCGGUCUCUCGAGCCGGAUCGGUCGAGAGCGGCCACCGCGACGAGCCGCAGCCGCGGAGAAAGUCGUCGUUCAGCUUCGACAUAUCGGUCUGAAACCGGUCCGGUUCGACGCUCCCGAGCCUUUUUACCCGCGGCUUGUUACAUGCCACCGAGAGACGUUUUUCAAGGGGGGAAACAGAAGUCCACUGUGAAUUACGUAGGAGAAAACCUAGAGACCUAGUCUAUAUUGUUUAUAUUAUUUUAGUGUCUUCUUUUUGAAUUUUUAUUUCUCUUUAAAAAAUAUGGGAUCAAUUGUAAGAGAAAUAAGAAUUAUGAAGAAAAUUGAGAUAAUUUGUUCUUUCCACAAAAUUUUGUGGGGGACCAUAUCAAA